AUGGAAGACUUGGCUCUCCGAGCAGCCCCACAGCCAGUGGAUGGUGUUGACCCUGGCCGUAAUGUGCCGUUUCCCGCCUCUUCCCCCGUCUUUCCCCCUCUGACUACUCUCGUUUCCCUUUCCCUCUUCCCCGCUCUAUCCUCCACUGCCAUCUCCAGCUGCCCAGGAUCCCCCCUCGCUGCGCACUCUCUCCCUUGCUCCCCCCCUUCCCCUCACUCUCCCUACUCCCUUCCCCACCUCUCCCUGCUUCGCUCCUUCUGUCCGCGUGUUGAUCUCCGUCUCCGUCAUCACUGCCCCUCAGCAUCAUUCUUCAAGAGCAUGGCACAGUGCGCUCUUGCCUACCCCCCUCUCUUCCCUCUUCUCCCCCGUCUACCCAAGCUCCUCUCUGCCGGCCGUUCCUCGUCCUCCUCCCCCUCACCACCUGUGUGCCACGCUGGGCGUGUUGUCUCUGCCACUGACUCUGUCUCCAUGCUGCAGGUAUGCUGGGGGAACAGUGCGGGGGUGGUGGGGUUGGGGGGAGAUUCAGGGGAGAGUGGGGUCAGCCCAUCCACUCAAUCAGCAGCUCGCUCCACUACCACCCCUCCACCCACCCAUUCCCUUCCCCAGCUGCCACACUUGCUCUCUCCCACCAUCCCGCACUCGCCUCCCCUAUUUCGCCCCCUUCUUAUUCCGAGUGGAAACAUUUUGCUGCCUUUCAAGAACCUUCUCCACGCUCCUUGCGCUAUGAUUGCUGCCCCCUCCUCCUCCCCUCCUCUCCCUGUUAACCCAAUCUCACCCCCCUCCUCCACCAACAUCCCUCAUCUCCUGCUCGCCAUCGGGCUCGAAGAGGAGGAAUAG
Molecule: messenger RNA, 837 nt
Organism: Closterium sp. Naga37s-1
Lineage: Eukaryota; Viridiplantae; Streptophyta; Zygnematophyceae; Desmidiales; Closteriaceae
Source: the annotation of a GenBank genome assembly